This is a messenger RNA of Lentinula edodes (shiitake mushroom), 954 nucleotides long. RefSeq names its product Arv1-like family-domain-containing protein. The record is from RefSeq and is a predicted model, not a curated record. NCBI's taxonomy places the organism in Eukaryota, Fungi, Basidiomycota, Agaricomycetes, Agaricales, Omphalotaceae. Gene Ontology annotation, cellular component: Golgi apparatus; cortical endoplasmic reticulum. Gene Ontology annotation, biological process: sterol metabolic process; sphingolipid metabolic process; regulation of plasma membrane sterol distribution. Bases 1 to 954 code for a protein of 317 amino acids. The transcript has 7 exons.
AUGCCCAUUUGUACUACUUGUACUCGCUGGCUCCCUUACCUUUACACCGUCUACCAAUCUGCCUACAAUCUUCGACUAGACCAGUGCCCCAACUGUCAUUCCUUCGCUGAUCCAUACGUCGAACACGAUGAAUUAACACUGCUUAUCGAUCUACUGCUCUUGAAACGCGCUGUAUAUCGACAUCUACUGUAUAAUCGUGGCUCAGGACCAAGGAGAGAGGAUGGGACAAUAGUCAAAGACAGCGAUGAACAACAUAGGAUUACAAAUGGCAGGGAAUUAUCUCGCUGGCGUCUUGUGCUGCGGCUUGGCUCAACGUUGACUUUCGUUGAUGCUUUCAUUCGCUGGAGCCACCUUAGUGUUCGGCCUGCUUCCGAUGAGCUCGAGAAAUCACUCAUCAUUUCUCCAUGGGCCAUAGAAACGAUAUCCGGAUUUACCACAAUAUUCUUCGGUUCUUUUCCAGAAACUAUAGCAUUUCAUGCGGGCGUCGUCUUUGCGUGCUACAGCGUACUGCGGGCUUUGAAUUUUCGUUUCAGGCGUUCACAAUCUGACAUAUGCAGAGAAUUCAGAUUCUCUUUGAUUCCGUUGGCCCUAUUCUAUUCCUCAUUUACCAAACUGUUCUUUCUCUUUCUCCUCACCAUCUGGCGACCGUCCCGAUCACCGUUAGAGAACGACGGCAACAUCUCGGUUUUAAUGCCAUUCAGCUUCGACAUUCUCAGUGCACUCAACUUCAUGACAGACGACAACCUUGACAGGGAAUGGAUUGUAAGGAACGUGAUGGGUGGGAUGUCUGCUGGUUUCGGUUUACGUGUCAUUCUAGACAUCAAUCCGCUAUUCACCACUCUCAUCAUCUUAUUUGGGUGGAUGACGAAAACGUUUGUGUCUCGUUUGAUUAGUGGAUGGAUUGGAGGUAACGUGGCGACUGCUGAGGCAUGGUUAGCUUCCAGUAUCCCUUGA